Messenger RNA from Morone saxatilis (striped sea-bass), 2834 nucleotides. RefSeq names its product vesicular inhibitory amino acid transporter-like. Gene Ontology annotation, cellular component: vacuolar membrane. Gene Ontology annotation, molecular function: amino acid transmembrane transporter activity. The transcript is spliced from 2 exons. The coding region runs from base 402 to 1982 and encodes 526 amino acids. The record is from RefSeq and is a predicted model, not a curated record. NCBI's taxonomy places the organism in Eukaryota, Metazoa, Chordata, Actinopteri, Moronidae. Gene Ontology annotation, biological process: amino acid transmembrane transport.
UCCCAGCGCUCGUGCUGCUGUCACCACAGGACCCCCAGCUGACAUCAGUGCUCGGAGACAGAAACAUGCUCAAACAUCCUUUCUAACGACAGAUGAGGACUUCUUUUCGUCUUUGUCUCCGGUGUGUGUCGACUGUUCGUCGGGGGAGAGAUUCUUUGAGGGAGUAAUAUGGAUGAGCAAGUCAAGAAAAGCGGCUGAGGAUUGUAACGGUUUGGGAGAAACGGUUAGUUGCCGUUAGGAGGUUGGUUACUUCACGACGACAUCAAAGAGGCAACAGGCAUGAGUUCACAGUAACGGCUUUAAAAGAAAACAGCACAUAAAUUAACCUGCAUGCUCCUGCUCUUUACUCGGUAAUACCAUUUCCAGUCGAAGAACGCACAGCCUGUUUUAUUCGGAUAAAGAUGGCUCACCUAAUACGACACAAGCUCAGCAACAAGCUGACCAACGCGGCCCACACGGUGUCCAACAAAUCCCAGGCCAAGGUCAGCGGGGUGUUCGCCCGGCUGGGCUUCCAGGCCGCGACGGACGAGGAGGGCUUGGGAUUCGCCGAGUGCGACGACCUGGAUUAUGACUACAGGCAGGGGAUGCAAAUGGAUGUCCUUCAGGGAGACGAGGAAGGGGGACACAUGGGGGGAGAGGGGGAGGGAGAGGGGGGCCUGGAGGGAGACAGCCACUACCAGAGAGACGGCACCGGCCGCAGGGCCUCCUCCCUGAAGACGGGAGGCUCUCUGGAUGAGGAUAAACCAAAAAUCACCACAUGGGAGGCUGGCUGGAACGUCACUAACGCCAUCCAGGGCAUGUUCGUCCUCGGCCUGCCGUACGCCAUCCUCCACGGCGGGUACCUCGGCCUCUUCCUCAUCAUCUUCGCGGCCGUGGUCUGCUGCUACACCGGGAAGAUCCUCAUCGCGUGUCUGUACGAGGAGAACGAGGACGGCAUCAAAGUGCGCGUGAGGGACUCCUACGUGGACAUCGCCAACGCCUGCUGCGCGCCCCGCUUCCCCGCGCUGGGCGGGCACGUGGUGAACGUGGCUCAGAUCAUCGAGCUGGUCAUGACGUGUAUCCUCUACGUCGUGGUCAGCGGGAACCUCAUGUACAACAGCUUCCCGGGGUUCCCCGUCUCCCAGAAAGCUUGGUCCGUGGUGGCCACCGUCGCGCUGCUGCCCUGCGCCUUCCUGAAGAACCUGAAGGCCGUGUCCAAGUUCAGCCUGCUCUGCACCGUGGCGCACAUCAUCAUCAACGUCCUCGUGGUGGCCUACUGCCUCUCCAGGGCGCGCGAGUGGGCCUGGGAGAAGGUCAAGUUUUACAUCGACGUGAAGAAAUUCCCCAUUUCAAUCGGCAUCAUCGUGUUCAGCUACACCUCGCAGAUCUUCCUGCCCUCCCUGGAGGGAAACAUGCAGAAGCCCAGCGAGUUUCACUGCAUGAUGGAGUGGAGUCACAUCGCAGCCUGCGUCCUCAAGGGCCUCUUCGCCCUGGUGGCCUACUUGACUUGGGCAGACGCCACCAAAGAGGUCAUCACGGACAACCUGCCCUCGACCAUCCGGGCCGUGGUGAACCUGUUCCUGGUGGCCAAGGCGCUCCUGUCCUACCCUCUGCCGUUCUUCGCUGCUGUCGAGGUUCUGGAGAAAUCCUUCUUCCAGGAUGGCGGGAGAGCCGUCUUCCCUGACUGCUACGGCCCCACGGGGCAGCUCAAAUCUUGGGGUCUGGGUCUUCGAAUCACCCUGGUCGUCUUCACCCUGCUCAUGGCCGUCUUUGUCCCCCAUUUCGCCCUCCUCAUGGGUUUAACUGGGAGCCUCACCGGCGCUGGCCUGUGCUUCCUCUUGCCAAGCCUCUUCCACCUGAAGCUCCAGUGGAGGAAUCUCCUCUGGCACCACGUCUUCUUCGACGUUUCCAUUUUUGUUAUUGGAGGCAUUUGCGCCAUUUCUGGCUUCAUUCACUCGAUUGAAGGGCUCAUAGAGGCGUUCAGGUACAAUCUCCACGACUGAGAGAGCUUCAGAGAUGACCUUUACUGAAUGCUGUCGUCCUGAAAUGCCGCACUCCGGCAGGUUGUCAUGACUCAGACCUUAUCAAAACAUCACGUUGACCACCUGACAGAGAAGCUCACGAGGAGGAUUAUUUGUGUGAAAUGUACAUCUUUUUAUUUUGCCCUCGUGAUAAUGUGCAAUAAUAAACUCUACGAUCAUAGUGUAAAGUAGUUUACUCAUUCCAGAAAACGUGUUUUAUGAGCCGGACAGAGGAGCGCAACCUCCGCAUGAAAGGGGAGGAGGGGGUUAAUAUGCGGACUUUAACAAGCCUGUCCAGGUUUCAGUCUUCAUGCAAAGUUGUCAAAGAUCCAGUGAAAAUGUCCGCCAUGGGUCUAACUGUGAGUGUGUACGUGUUUAUAUCUGGGGAAUGAAAUAUGUGAAAAACAAUGGAGUGAAUUUGUUCUUAUUGGUUUUUGAGCUGCUAGAUAGAUCAUUAAUCCCACUCAGAGAAAAAAAAAAAAGACCUAAGGCACCCGUCAGAUCAGAUGGUGCUCUUUGGAUCAGUAAAUAAACCAUGAAUAACGUAUGUGUAGUUGUUUAAGCAGAAUUAUCUUUCAGUUUGUUUCCGUUUUUGUAUUUUAUUUUCCAUCUUAUGCCUAUAGUAGUCCUGUUUGUUUUCUCGGUGUUUCAAGUGUCAUUCUGGAUGAAGUGAAUUCAAAGUGCAAGCAAGUGGGUCCUAAUUGUGUUAUAUGAAACAUGUCUGUCUGAUAAUAUUCUCUUCCUAUUGAACUUGUUAAUUGUGACUUAAUGGAACUAAUCAUGGUGUGUGAGACAGAGUAUUUGUUGAAUUAAGAGAUAAAUAAAUCAAAUAUU